This is a messenger RNA of Saccostrea cuccullata (small rock oyster), 1032 nucleotides long. RefSeq names its product peroxiredoxin prdx-2-like. The coding region runs from base 119 to 709 and encodes 196 amino acids. The transcript is spliced from 6 exons. The record is from RefSeq and is a predicted model, not a curated record. Gene Ontology annotation, biological process: hydrogen peroxide catabolic process; cellular response to stress; cell redox homeostasis. Gene Ontology annotation, molecular function: thioredoxin peroxidase activity. Lineage: Eukaryota; Metazoa; Mollusca; Bivalvia; Ostreida; Ostreidae. Gene Ontology annotation, cellular component: cytosol.
GAUCGGGUUCGUUAUUCAUUCAUACAUCUACCGGCGUGAUCAGCGGCACUAUACUUAUUUAUCCGUCUAACUAAAGAAUCUCAGGCACAGAACUAAAGUAAAGAUUCCAAGCAAUAACAUGGCAGAACUGAAAUUGACAAAGCCAGCACCAGAGUUCAAAGGUCAGGCAGUAGUGGAUGGAGAAUUUCAGGAUAUAGCGCUGUCAAACUACAAGGGAAAAUACCUAGUAUUAUUCUUCUACCCUCUAGAUUUCACAUUUGUAUGCCCUACAGAAAUCAUUGCCUUCAGCGAUAGGGUAGAAGAAUUCCGAUCCAUCAACUGUGAAGUAGUCGCCUGCUCUACAGAUAGUGUAUUCUCCCACUUAGCAUGGAUCAAUACUCCAAGGAAGCAGGGUGGAUUAGGAGAGAUGAAGAUUCCAUUACUAGCUGACAAAAAUAUGGAGAUUAGUAAAGCUUAUGGUGUGCUCAAGGAAGAUGAUGGAAUUGCAUUUAGGGGGUUAUUUAUUAUUGAUGGUAAAGGAAAUUUACGUCAGUACACGAUGAAUGAUUUACCUGUUGGAAGGUCUGUUGAUGAGACAUUGAGACUCGUACAAGCCUUCCAGUUCACUGAUAAACAUGGAGAAGUGUGCCCUGCUGGUUGGAAGCCUGGGGCUGAUACAAUAAAGCCCAAUGUCAAGGACAGCCAAAAAUUCUUCCAAAAAAAUAAAUAAAUUUGACACACUGACUGAGCAUUGAUCCUAGUCAAGUCAGUUCUCUUCCCAGGAAAAGUUUCUGCUACACAAGACAGUUAACAUUUACAUUUAUGUCCAUUUUUUAUUUUAUCCUAAUGCUGCCAUCAGGUCUAGAAUUAACAGUGAAGUUAAUACUUUUUAUGAGAUUUUUUUUGUAUUUACAUUUGUUUUAGUGGCAUAUAAAUGUAGUACUUUUGUUUCUGAGUGUUUUUGUUUUUUAAUAGAAUAAAAGCCAAGUUGAAAACUUUGUAAAAUGUUUUUGAUACAUAACCGUUUCUUUGCAAUAAAUUAGUUCUGAGCAA